GGUGUCAAAAUCGUGUCGAGCAAUGUUUUGAACGAGAAAUGGAAGAAUUUGAGAAAAUAAAUGCGAAUUCCGGGCCUCCAAAAGCAUCUUCUGGUUAUGGAAAGUACUUGAUUGGGCUUUCAGGCGUCACCGCUGUCGGUUUGAGUGUCAUUUGUUUCCCAUUUGUCGCUCCUGCCUUCCGAAAAUACUGCCUGCCUUACGUGCCAGCAACAACGAAACAAAUGCAAAACGUUUUCUCGUGUCUGCCCGCGAAAAAGGGUCGUUUACUCGAUAUUGGAUCCGGCGACGGGCGAAUUGUCAUUGAAACUGCCCGAAAAGGCUGGAAAUCCGACGGAGUUGAGUUGAAUUUAUUUCUUGUGCUUUUUUCCCGAAUCGCCGCACUAAAAAAUGGCGUUUCAAGCAACACAAAAUUCUUCAAAAGAGACUUGUGGAAGUUCAAUACGACACCGUAUGACUGCGUUGUGAUCUUCGGAGUCGAACAAAUGAUGCCCGAGCUCGAGACGAAACUUGGCAAAGAGUUAUCGGAAGAAGCGAAAGUCAUUGCGUGUCGAUUUCCGUUCGAACAAAAGCAUUUGAAGCUAAUUGAUGCUAUUGAGGAUGGUGUUGACAGUGUUUGGGUUUACAAAAAAUCAUCGUAGUCUUGAAUUUUUAGCAAAAAAAAAGUAAAUUUACCUGAAAAAAUAUAGUUGUCUUUAUUGCAACAGAAAAUUUUGAG
Culicoides brevitarsis is the source of this 715-nucleotide messenger RNA. Its product is annotated as ATP synthase subunit C lysine N-methyltransferase. Gene Ontology annotation, biological process: regulation of mitochondrial ATP synthesis coupled proton transport; positive regulation of proton-transporting ATP synthase activity, rotational mechanism; peptidyl-lysine trimethylation. NCBI's taxonomy places the organism in Eukaryota, Metazoa, Arthropoda, Insecta, Diptera, Ceratopogonidae. The transcript has 2 exons. Bases 39 to 638 code for a protein of 199 amino acids. Gene Ontology annotation, cellular component: mitochondrion. The record is from RefSeq and is a predicted model, not a curated record. Gene Ontology annotation, molecular function: protein-lysine N-methyltransferase activity.